GCCCUGGUGAUUGUUGGGUGUGGAGUCUACUUUCAGGACCUAUAGCUUCUAAUGUGGGCCGGGUGCCAACAGAUGGAGCAGGGGAGGUGGCACAGCAAGAGGAAAUGCUUUGAACUAAGGAAGAGAGACUAUGCUCCCUCCCAUGACCUCCUUCUCCCUCUCAUCCUCCAACAUGAGCCAACACCUCUGUCAUCUGAGGAAGCUGCACAGAAGCCCUGGCUUACACAGAAAAGGUGAACAACUGCUUUGUGAAGCCAGCACAGUCCUGAAGUAUGUGCAGGAAGAUUCCUGUCAGCGGGGCGUCUAUGGGAGACUCGUCUGCACAGACUUCAAGAUCGCCUUCUUGGGGGAUGACAACUCAGCCUUGGACAACGGAGGUGAAACUCAGUUUAAGAAUAAGAUUGUAGGAGAAAAUGAUGUUCCACUUCACUGUGUGGAUCAGAUUUAUGGAGUGUUUGAUGAGAAAAAAAAACCUCUGUUUGGACAACUGAAGAAAUAUCCCGAGAAGCUUGUUAUCCACUGCAAAGAUCUGCGGGUGCUGCACUUUUGUCUGAGGUACACAAAGGAAGAGGAAGUCAAAAGGAUUGUCAGUGGCAUAAUCCAUCAUACCCAAGCUCCUAAACUGCUGAAAAGACUCUUUCUGUUUUCCUACGCAGCUGCUGUGCACAGCACAGCCACUGAUCCCAGGAAUCAUACUAUAAUGUUUGACACACCUAAAGACUGGUCUUGGGAGCUGGAGCGGACCAAGGGUAGUGUGAAGUACAAAACAGUACGCGUAAAUGAAGGCUACAGAAUCUGUGACAGGUUGCCAGCAUACUUUGUUGUCCCCACUCCCCUUCUCGAAGAGGAUGUGCAGCGUUUUCAGGGCCAUGGCAUACCAAUCUGGUGUUGGUCCUGCCACAAUGGAAGCGCCCUUUUGAAAAUGUCAGCACUACCCAAAGAACAGGACGAUGGUGCUCUGCAGAUCCAGAAGAGCUUCUUGGAUGGAAUUUACAAGACCAUCCACCGGCCACCCUAUGAAAUUGUUAAAACUGAAGACUUAUCAAGCAACUUCCUGUCCCUGCAGGAAAUCCAGAAUGCAUACUGUAAAUUUAAGCAGCUGUUUCUGAUAGAUAACAGUACGGAAUUUUGGGACACAGAUAUAAAGUGGUUUUCUCUCUUAGAAAGCAGCAGCUGGCUUGAUAUAAUCAGACGCUGCCUGAAGAAAGCAAUAGAGAUUACAGAAUGCCUGGAAGCACAGAACAUGAAUGUCCUCCUCUUGGAAGAGAAUGCAUCUGACCUCUGCUGCCUCCUCUCCUCUCUGGUGCAAGUAAUGAUGGACCCCCACUGUCGAACCAGGACUGGGUUCCAGAGCCUCAUCCAAAAGGAGUGGGUCAUGGGUUGCCACUCUUUCUUGGAUCGAUGUAACCAUCUCCGACAGAGUGACAAAGAGGAGGUCCCCGUGUUCCUGCUUUUCUUAGAUUGUGUCUGGCAGCUUGUGCACCAGCACCCCCCAGCAUUUGAGUUCACAGAGACUUUCCUGACUGUUCUAUCAGAUAGCUUAUAUAUACCUAUUUUCAGCACCUUCUUCUUCAAUUCGCCUCAUCAAAAAGAUACUAACAUGGGUAGGGAAAGCCUGGAUACACAAAGCAAGCCUUUGACUCUGCUCACCGUGUGGGAUUGGUCAGUACAGUUUGAACCCAAAGCACAGACACUGCUCAGAAACCCUCUCUAUGUGGAAAAGCCAAAACUGGACAAAGGCCAGCGGAGAGGAUCACGUUUCAAAGUAAGAUGUGAAUGUCUUAACCUCCCCCAACAUCAGCUCCUGCAUCCCAUGCAUCAUCAGCGACAGCUUUCUUUGCCACUCACCCAGUCCAAGUCAUCUCCCAAAAGAGGAUUUUUCAGGGAAGAAACAGAUCAUUUAAUCAAAAACCUUCUAGGCAAGAGAAUUAGUAAGCUUAUUAACUCUUCUGAUGAGUUCCAGGACAACUCUCGAGAGUUCUAUGACAACUGGCACAGUAAGCCCAUAGACUACCACGGGUUGUUACUGCCCCAUAUCGAGGGGCCAGAAAUUAAGGUGUGGGCCCAGCGCUACUUACGUUGGAUUCCAGAAGCCCAAAUCCUGGGUGGUGGCAGAGUGGCCACUAUGAGCAAACUCUUGGAGAUGGUGGAGGAAGUGCAGAGCUUGCAGGAGAAAAUCAACGCCAAGCACCACAGACAGGAGGCUGUCCACACACAGGCACCGUGCCUGCUCAGGAACUCUGCCCGCCUGUCCUCUUUGUUCCCUUUUGCGCUGCUCCAGCGACACUCCUCCAAGCCUGUCCUACCCACCAGUGGCUGGAAAGCUCUGGGAGGUGAAGAUGACCUGGCCAAACAAGAAGACGAGUUUGUGGACCUAGGGGAUGUAUGACUUGUCUCCUCAGGGACUGUGAAAGAGGCAUGCCAGAGGGUGGGGCAGUUGUUCCUGGACUGGUGUUGUGGUGUUUGCCCAGUACUAUGUAGGAGAAAGUGGAGGCUCCCAGGAAGAGAGCUGGUUCUCCUUUCAUUCCCAGUCCUGAAAGAUGAUGCAAUUAAAGCUGUGCCUCCAGUACUCAUAGGACGGAGUUCCUGCUUCACCUGCCAUAGGAUUGGAGUCACUUCCUGACACCUGUGUAACAUGUACACAAAUGCCUCACGGCCAGGUUGCUGUGAAAGCUUCCUUCUCUUUUCUGUGCCAAGAUAAUUAUGUAGCCAUUGGGAACAAGAGCAAGGUCAGCUUUAUGUAGUGUCUGUAAAUGGAAAGACGGAGGUAUUAAGAUAUGUGCUUUGACUUAAACCAUAGUGUAUUCCAGCAUCUCCCCCCAUAGAAAAGCUGGAAAAUUCCACUGGUGUUCAUCCUAACAUUCAGUCCCUCCUUCCUGGACUGUAACAAGGUAGGGUGGUGGCAGCCACCUAUCCUCUUUCCUGUGCUGACAUUCCCAACUUCCUUCUUCCUGCUCAGUGCCGUCUGCACUGCCUACCUUGGUGCAAAUUGUCCCAGUGUCUUGCUGCUGACAUAGUGAUUAAACUGGGGAAUCCCUCUGUCUUCCAAGGGGAUCAUCCAUUCCUUGGAGCCCCUCUGAGGCUCAUGGGUUGCCUCUCUGCAACCCCUUAGUUGCUCCCUGCACCUUCCCCCAGUCAUAGACGCUGGGGUAGGCAGGUCACUUUCGAAUGUGGCUUUCACAGCAAAGCAAUCGUAAGUGUCAGAUUCGAUUAUCACGGGAUGCCUCAGUGAUUCAAAAGCCAUAGAAGAAAUUCAACUCUGCCUGGUCACCUUGGAUCUGCUGUUUUAAAUAUAUAUAUUUUUUUAGGGUUUGAAAGUAUCCUUUGUAAGGAUCAUUCCUUUUAUUCUCAAUGGAGCCCUGUCCAACCCCUCAAUAGGCAGGAAGCUAGGAGAGUAGGAGAGGGCAAGGGACCUCAUUUGAGAACAUCUCAAAUGUUUGCCUUUCUACAGUUGCUGUUUUGGAGAGCUCCUAUUGAGGAAAUCUUUCUGUUGCUAAUGGGCAAUGAGGCAUUUUGAAACUUUACAAAGACUUCUUUCUGAUUUGCACUGAGUCAUCUUUUGUACACAAUGACCGUUUUUCCUCUUUUCCCCUCCACACUAACGCACAAGUCAGGUUGGCGUGUUGAUAUGGCAUGUUGAGGGGAGGCCAUGGUUUGUGUUUUGAGGGCCAAAUACAUUCAGUCUUGGUUGCCUUAAGAGUCUUUCAGGUCAGCUCCAUGUUCAGCUUGCCAUAGGGAAUUUUAAAGCAUACAUGUUCUUAGCUACCUUAACUUGCGUUCUAAACUAUCAGUAACCACCACUUCCUCUCUGCCACUACUUCCCAAAUACUCAGCAGAUAACUAUUUUUGUUACCAUAUUGUAACGUGAAUAUUUAUACGGUAGCCUCUACAGUCUUAUGAUUUCCUUUCCAAAAAUGCCUCAUGUGAUGUUUUUUCCUUCACAAGGUAUGGUUUAAAGGCACAAGGUCAUGACCCUUGCUAUAGCAGUUGAAUGUGCAUUGAAAUAUUUUUCUAUUUUUUUAAAUCACAAUAGAAAAGGUAAGCAAGCUGUUGUAACCUGUGUGGUUUAUGACAGUUUAUGUAUUUAUAUUUGAAACCAGAUUUCUAUAACUUGUAUUUGUGUAUAGAACUUUCCAUGGGUUUAUAUAUUGUGAAUUUUUAUCCAAGAUUGAGAUGUGGAUUAUGCUUAACAUUAAAAGAUAAAAUAAGACCAUUUGUUUAAAAUACACUGUGCAAGUUUGGGAGUAUAUAUUAAUAACUUACUGUGUAUAGUACCCGGUGUUUGUUUAUGCCUCCAAGUUUUUACACUGAAGAUAAACUAGCUUUAAUUAAAUUCAAAUAAUCUAAGGGCAUAAGCAGUUAGGCUGAGUCAGUAUAAAUGUGCAGUUUAUUUUCUGGUGUUAAUGAAGGUUUAUUCUCCUGUCUCACUGCGCUGUAGCUGACUACAGAGAUUAAAGCACAACUUAGAACCAUCA
Cricetulus griseus (Chinese hamster) is the source of this 4475-nucleotide messenger RNA. The record is from RefSeq and is a predicted model, not a curated record. Lineage: Eukaryota; Metazoa; Chordata; Mammalia; Rodentia; Cricetidae.